This is a messenger RNA of Vigna unguiculata (cowpea), 572 nucleotides long. Its product is annotated as ethylene-responsive transcription factor ERF026-like. NCBI's taxonomy places the organism in Eukaryota, Viridiplantae, Streptophyta, Magnoliopsida, Fabales, Fabaceae. Gene Ontology annotation, molecular function: DNA binding; DNA-binding transcription factor activity. Gene Ontology annotation, biological process: regulation of DNA-templated transcription. The record is from RefSeq and is a predicted model, not a curated record.
AUGGCUCCCUCACCCUCUUCCAAGAGGCACCCACUCUACCGCGGAAUCCGUUCGCGGGGAAGAAAAUGGGUCUCCGAAAUCCGCGAACCGCGCAAGGCCUCCCGCAUAUGGCUCGGCACCUUCCCCACGCCGGAGAUGGCCGCCGCCGCCUACGACGUCGCAGCAUUGGCCUUGAAAGGCGACGGCGCCGUUCUCAACCUCCCUCACUCCGUUUCCAAGUAUCAAAUCCCUGCAACCAACUCUGCGGUGGAUAUACGUACUGCUGCCUCCGCUGCAGCCGCAAUGGUGAAGGCUGAAACUGAAGCUUCCCACAACAUUGCAUCGCAAACUGAAGCUACCCACAUUGAUGCGUCACCAUGGUGGUUUCAAAACGAUUUCCUUGACGAGGAAGCCCUUUUCGGCAUGCCAAGUCUUCUCGUUGACAUGGCCGGGGGAAUGCUUCUGUCGCCGCCCAGAAUGACCUCGCCACCGUCCGAUAACUCGCCGGAGAAACAAGGUGCAGAAACUUUGUGGAGUUAUUUUUGACAUACGAACUUCAGAAAACCUGUGUAAUUUCACUAUUGUUUUUAAGA